This is a messenger RNA of Cavenderia fasciculata, 762 nucleotides long. RefSeq names its product Rho GTPase (gene racB). Gene Ontology annotation, cellular component: plasma membrane; cell cortex; cell projection. Gene Ontology annotation, biological process: actin filament organization; regulation of cell shape; regulation of actin cytoskeleton organization. The coding region runs from base 1 to 762 and encodes 253 amino acids. The record is from RefSeq and is a predicted model, not a curated record. The transcript is spliced from 2 exons. NCBI's taxonomy places the organism in Eukaryota, Evosea, Eumycetozoa, Acytosteliales, Cavenderiaceae. Gene Ontology annotation, molecular function: GTP binding; protein kinase binding; GTPase activity.
AUGUUAUCAUUUAAACGAUCAAAAUCAAAACAAUCUGUUGAUGAUGAUCCUGAUAAUCAACAUCAUCAUCACCACCACCAACAUAACCAACAUAACCAACAUAAUGAUGGAAUGCUUCGACGAUUACAUAGUAAUUUUAGAUAUAGAAAAGAAACAACAUCAGUAGACUCAACCAUGCAAUCAAUCAAAUUGGUAGUAGUAGGUGAUGGUGCUGUAGGCAAAACCUGUCUACUCAUCUCAUAUACCUCAAACAGUUUCCCAACAGAAUAUGUUCCAACGGUAUUUGACAAUUAUUCUGCCAAUGUAAUGGUAGAUAACAAGACAGUUUCUCUUGGACUUUGGGAUACAGCAGGUCAAGAAGAUUACGAUAGACUUCGUCCAUUGUCGUAUCCACAAACCGAUGUAUUCUUAAUAUGUUUUGCUAUUAUAUCACAAACCUCGUACACCAACGUAAAGAGCAAGUGGUGGCCAGAGGUAUCGCACCACUGUCCCAACAGCACCAUCAUUCUCGUGGGUACCAAGUGCGAUCUCCGCGACGACAGAGAAGCCUUGGAAAAGUUGAGAGAAAAGAACCAACAACCACUGACCGCCCAACAAGGCGAGCAAAUGGCCAAGGAUAUCAAGGCCUUUUGCUACUUGGAGUGCUCGGCCCUCACUCAAAAAGGUCUCAAGCAAGUUUUCGAUGAAGCCAUCAAGGCCGUCAUCUUCCCAGACCGUGAUAAAUCAAACAAGUCUAGCAAAACAAAGUGCACAAUCUUAUAA